AUGAUAAAGAUUUUUUCUGUAAAGUUGCUAUUGAUAAUCCAAUUAAUCAAGUAACUAAUGUUAAAAAAUUAGACAAGUUGUUAGUGAAUGCAUAUUUUUCUCUUAUCAACCCAUCUUGGAUAAACCAAAUUUCGAGAUUGAAGAACAUUUAUCAGAAUAUAUAAUUAAAUAACAGGAAAAUAUUGGAUAUGGCAUCUGGAUGAAAUAUUCACCAUUUAAAGAAUAUAAUGAUUUAGGUAUCAAUCAGAUAAAUAUCAUUUAUAGUUGAUCGAUCUUCAUUAUAAUAAAAUUAUGCAAAUUAUUAAUAGAUUACAAAAGGAGGAUAAUUUAUAUAUUCUAUAGAAUAGGGAGAAACAAUGUAGAGUUUAAUAAUUGUUUUUGUCAACAUUGAUCCUGAAAGAAAGUUUAUAGAACAUCAUAUUUAUCAUAACUUUGGGUAAACAUAAAAUAAUUUAUAAUUUAUUUUUGAUAAUGAAAUAUAUGAAGGAGUAUGGAUUAUGUUUUUUGUUUAUAUUGAUGCUGAUUUAAAAAAAACCACAUAUGGAUUUUAUAAUCACAAAAAAGGAAUAUAAACUUAAGUAAUAUAUGAAAUACCUUUACUUGAAUAAAAAAUUAAACAUAUUUAAGGAGGACUUUAUUAAUACAGAGAUUAACAGUAACAAUUAGUUAUGUUAAGUAAAUUUACUGGAACAUUAUCUUAUGCUUUUACCUCAAAAUAGGAUGACAUUUCUAUAGAUAUUAAUGUUUGUGUUGAAAGAUUUAUGAGGUAUUAUUAUUGUUCAGCAUUUUAUUAUGUUUUAACAAAUUACAAUUAAGAAAUGAAGGGAAAUAGUUAUAUUAAUUAGACAAUUAUUGAAUUAGAUUCUCCAAAAUAUGCAAUUCAUGGAUGGAUAAUUUUAAAUUCAAUAAAUUAAUCUUAUCUUGAGACUACAAUAUUUAGAAUAACGAUUAAUAAAGAUUAUAAUGAUGAUCUUAAUUUAGGGGAUAGAGUUGCUCUUCUAAAAUAUUUUUAGAGUAAAAUUCCAAGAGAAAAUGGUUUUGAAAUCUCCACAUACUCUUAUUAAUUUCCAGUUAAAACAAGUUAUUAAUGCUAAGAUGAUGAUAAAAUAUUAGAAUUUAAAGAUCAAUACUCAGAACUUUUUAUUUAAUGGCAUUAAAUUUAGUACGAAUUUGGAUCAGACAGAACUAAUGGGCAGCCUUUAUUUUAAAUUUACUUUCCUUCAAUAGAUUAAAAUAGAAAAUUUUCAUGGAAUAAAUCAAUAAGGCAUUUUAAAGAAGUCUAGUUUCAAAUAUAUAUAGGCGGAGAUGACUAUGCUAAUUCUUAUCUGAAAGGAUUCAUAAGUGAAAUGUUAUUUACAAUAUUUUGUGAAUCUGACCCAAUAAUGAUUCCUCCUUGUCAUAGUACAUGUAAUACUUGUAAUGGCCCUACAAAAUAAAAUUGUCUGAGUUGUUCUGAAAAUAACUUUAGAUAUUUAUACAAAGUUGAAAACUCUUGUUUAUGUUAAGAUGGUUAUUUUGAAAACGAUUCUGGAUCCUGUGAAUCUAUGGCUAAAUUAUUUCCUUAUAUCUCAAAAUAAGAAUUUAAAAUUGGAUGUCAAUUAGAAGGAUAUGAAAUUUGUGAUGAUGAAUAGAUAGUAUGUUUAUUUGGCUAUUUUUAUUAUAAUAAACAGUGUAUUUAAUGGUAAAAAAUAUCAAUAUUUUAGUCCUAAUUAUAAUGAUAUAUAUUCAUCCACACAUUUCUCAUGCUUUAAUUGUGUAUCAUAACCAUCUGAAUUUUCUUAAAAUUUAACUUGUUUUGAAGAAGCUUAAACCUUUAAAACAACUAAGAUUAUACUUAUGAAAUUAAAUAGAAAGAUUUAGAUAAGAUUAGCUAUUAUGAAAUAUCUAUUGGUUUAGAUUAAACCUUUGAAUUAAAGUUAUGUGUUAAUUGUAUUUAGAAAAACAAGUGCAAACCUGGUUAUUUUUUCUCAAAUAAUUAAUGCUAAAACUGUAUAGAAGGUUGUUAAGUUUGUUCAGAUAUUAAUAAUUGUGAUUAAUGUUACUCAAAUUAUUAUAAAAAUAUUGAAAAUAAAUGCUAAUUAUGUAAAAUUUGUGCAACUUGCACAGGCUUUAGAGAUGAUAUCUAUUGCACGACUUGUAAAGAGAACUAAAUAUUAGUAAUUGCAAAUUGCCUUUAAUGUGGAAGGAAUUGCAAUAAUUGCGAUGAAAAUUAAUACUGUAAUUAUUGCAUAGGAUCUCCUUAAGAAUACUAUAUUUCUUUAGAUGGAAUAAAUUGUAAUAUUUGUUCUAUAGAUAAUUGCAUAUUUUGUUUUGAUUACAUUUUAAACAACAACGUUUAUACAACUUCAUUAGAUAUUUAAUUUUCAACUUUUAAUUCAGAUUUUCGCUAAGUUGAUGUAGGUUGUGCUUUGUGCAAAAAAAACUACUUUUAUAAUUAGAUCUCAUAAGAAUGUGAAUUAAAAUCAAGCUAAACUAAUUGCGAUUUUGCUGUAAUCCUUAAAUCUAAUUUUGGCUAGAAAUGUAUUAUAGGUUUGGAAAGUUUAGAGGCAAUUUAAGUUUCUUUAUGUUAAGAUAUUAAGUUUUGUUUAGAAUGCAUAAAUAAUUACAGUCAUAAUAAAAACUUUUGUAUUGUUUGUGAAGAUGGUUAUUAUUCAGAUAUUUUAACUGGAUAGUGCAAUCUUUGUCCAAAUAUUUGCAAGACAUGUGUUUAAUAAAAUAAAAAAUAUAGGGACUAUUGGAAAUGGAAUAUAAAAGCAUUUUAUAAGUUUUUUCUUAAUAGUGAUAACAAUCAUCCCUUUGAAGCUUUUGCAUCUCUAGCAGCAUAAAAAGAUAUGGAAAUUAUUUGCACCUCAUGUCUUAUUAAUUAUAUUUUGA
Messenger RNA from Paramecium sonneborni, 2874 nucleotides. Lineage: Eukaryota; Ciliophora; Oligohymenophorea; Peniculida; Parameciidae. The record is from the annotation of a GenBank genome assembly.